UCUGACUGUAGUUUAUAAGAUGAUGUAUCUAUGAAGGUGAUCAUCCUAAAUGCAUCUUAGGUAUGCUAGUUAAGCUGCCCCUGUGCACUAACAUCUUGUGUUUAUCAUUCACAUUUUCAAGCAUGGAACCCAAAUAUGAACACUGGUGCAACACUGAACAUUGAUGACUUUCCAGAACAGCACACUCAGUAAUGAGAGAGACCUGCUAAUGUCCCAGAAUUUUUCAUAUUGAACAUAGGUGAAACAUGUUGAUUACUGGUUUCUUGUCCUGAUUUCUGAUGAGCUUUCUUAUAUAUUAUUUUGACUUCCACCACAUAAAUAUCAACACUUAAAGAAAAGUAACUUUUAUGCAUAUUCCAAUGCCAUAACUUAUUAAAAUGUGUUUUUAGUUUAGUUCUCAGAGUUCUUAGUGGAAAUGAAUUUUCAAGAGAAUGAAACAAUGAGUCAAAAAACUUCGACAGCUACUACAAAGCCGUAAAUGAAAAUAAUAUUAAUUGGCACCUCUUACAUGCUGCAAGUGAAGACAUUAAUAUUUUAAAUCUCACUGCACCCUCUGUCACCAGGAUCUCACGGGGAGAGACACACAAAAGACUUCUCAUGGGUGCAGAACCACAUAAAUGGUGCAGAUUUUUCUAUCUUGACAAAAAUAACUUCCUGGGAAGGUCAUGGAUAGGUCGACCAGUUGGAUACAAAUGUGCAGCACAUUUGAGAAAUAAUGAUUCAUGAUAAGUAAUCAGUUGCAAAAUAUUACCCCAAAAUUGAUGAUCCUGAACUUUUCUCAGUCCUUUGCAACAGAUGCUGCUGGCCCUGGGCGGUGUUUCCAGGACUGAUACACUGGCCAGUCCACUGCAUGGAAAGAAAUGAGUGCUCAGAGGGCAAGCUUGUGAUGCCUGCUUGUUAGCCUGGGUCCUCCUCUUCGGAAACACCGCCUACUAGGACAUGAAGAAGGAAAAAAGAGAACAGAAACACUAGUGUCUGUCUUUGUGUAUCUUCAUUUAAGUCUGAUUUUUGGAUGGCAGAGAGGGAAAUUGAAUCCAGGGAUUGCACAGGCUAGUCAAGUGCUCCAUUAGUCAGCCGCACCCCAAGGGCCACGUCAGAGUCUAAAGGAAGUCUCCAUGUUUGGAUACUUACCUCAGUCCUGUGAGAGAAAUGAUUCAGCAUCCCUGCCUUUAGACAAUGAAGCAUAUCUGAUGCUACCAAAGAAAUCCUCCCCCAAGUUUGAGAGGUCUGGAUAAAAUCUGAGAGGUCGGAACAUGCAAGAAGCUGGACCAGAGUCCAAAUGAGAUCCACGUUGCCUAAUCUGGUGAUUUCCCAGUUAAAGAAGAGAAGAGAAAGAAGACUGGGAGAAAUAGAACUGGGCAGUAAAUAGAGAUUGAUACGCCAGAUUCUGGGGUACUCAGGUAAUAUUAGGAAUAACGUUUUAAAAAUAUUGCUCAUAGGAAGCUUGAAAUUGUUAUUUGUGCAGGUGAAAAGUUAUGGGAAUUUUCAAUACCAGUUCGGGGAAGGGCUUCAUUCUGGUGGGCUUCUCGGAUUUUCCUCAACUGGAAGUUUUCCUUUUCCUUUUUAUUUUAGUUUUCUAUUUGCUAACUCUCUUUGGCAACACCACCAUCAUCGCUCUCUCCCGUCUGGAUCUGAGACUGCACACUCCCAUGUACUUUUUCCUUUCGCACCUUUCUUUCCUGGACCUCUGCUACACCACAAGCACUGUGCCCCAGCUUCUGAUCAACCUAUGUGGGUUUGACAGGACCAUCAGCUACGGAGGCUGUGUGGCCCAGCUCCUCAUUUUCCUUGCUCUGGUCUCCACAGAGUGUUUGCUCCUGGGGGUGAUGGCCUUUGACCGCUAUGCUGCUGUGUGUCGUCCACUCCACUACACCUCCAUUAUGCAUCCUCAGCUGUGCCAGACACUGGCUAUCUCUUCCUGGAUUUCUGGCCUUGUAAACUCUGUGAUUCAGACAGGACUUGUGAUGGCCAUGCCCCUCUGUAGCCAUCAACUGAAUCACUUCUUCUGCGAGAUGCCCAUAUUCUUGAAGCUAGCCUGUGAGGACACAGAAGGAACAGAGGCCAAGAUGUUUGUUGCCCGAACAAUAAUCUUGAUCUUCCCUGCAACACUAAUUCUAGGUUCCUAUGGACACAUUGCCAGGGCAAUUCUGAGAAUCAAGUCAAUGGCUGGACGCAGAAAGGCUUUUGGGACUUGUGGGUCCCACCUCAUUGUGGUUUCUCUGUUUUACGGCUCAGGCAUAUAUACAUACCUCCAGCCCAUCCACAGGUAUUCUGAGAAUGAGGGAAAGUUCGUGGCUGUCUUUUAUACUAUACUUACCCCCAUUCUCAAUCCCUUAAUUUAUACUCUGAGGAACAAGGAUGUGAAAGGCGCUCUGUGGAAGGUACUUGGGAAAGGCUCAGACUUAGGGUAGGAG
Nannospalax galili (Upper Galilee mountains blind mole rat) is the source of this 2414-nucleotide messenger RNA. RefSeq names its product olfactory receptor 2Y1-like. Gene Ontology annotation, biological process: G protein-coupled receptor signaling pathway. The record is from RefSeq and is a predicted model, not a curated record. NCBI's taxonomy places the organism in Eukaryota, Metazoa, Chordata, Mammalia, Rodentia, Spalacidae. Gene Ontology annotation, cellular component: membrane. The transcript has a single exon. The coding region runs from base 1476 to 2411 and encodes 311 amino acids. Gene Ontology annotation, molecular function: olfactory receptor activity; G protein-coupled receptor activity.